AUGCUAGUCGCACGUAUACUUGCACUCUUCGGCGUUGCUCUCGUGUCGGUAUCCUGCAGCCCAGCUGUACAGCCGAUCAAGAGGGACGAGCCUUCAUCUUCCAACAGUACCGAAAUUGACCAGACAAUCUGUGGUAAAAUCAUCGAUGCAGGAAACAACGGGGAUUUUCUGUUCUACGCCUCAGACGCAUACGAGUGCCUUCGGAGUGUGCCAUUCAACGGCGCAGUCGCCCUGCGUUUCAUUGACUAUUACAACACGACUCUGCAAUUUCAGAGCACGGUCUCCUACUUGAAAGAUCCCCCCAAGGGCUACCGUCAGCCGCCUACCGACGUCGCAGUAGAACUGGAGAGAAUCCGCAACGCUGUCAGAUCCGGUCACUACACAAGCCAGCUCGUUUUUGAGACGGACAUCCAGAAGGUCGUGCACUCAAUGCAUGACUUUCAUGUUAACCUGUUUGCGGGAAUUCUUUCAGUCUUCUCUUUUGGGAGCCCUUAUUAUAUAUCAUCGGCUUCGAUGGAUGGCAAACAAGCCCCGCAGGUUUACCUCACAGCAAUCAAUGGGGAAGAGACGGCCAGAUUCUUGACGGACUUUGCGGCCUUAAACUCCUUCGGCCUUGUGGAGCCACACGCAGACUGGAACUCGUUGAUGAGCCGGCCACCCCAGGAUAUCCUUGGUGAGAUGAACACGUUCUCAACCUCCGCGUUAUUCUACCCGGGAGAAGACCUGACGUUCACUUUGGAGAAUGGCACCGCGCUUUCCACUCCCUGGGUGGCAUUCUACAACGAUCAAGGCUGCACUGGGCCCCUUAGUACGCCUGGUGACUUUUACAACUUCUUCGUGCUUGGCUUACUCCCGGCAUCAUACGACAAUUCCAAUUGCACAAAAGUUCAGGCUAGCAUUGAGUCUGAUUCAGAUUACCUGCGUUCAUGGUCAAGCAAUAGCUACGACGCCUAUCCGACCCACGCCGAUAUUGUGCAAGCAAAUCUGUCUAUCGACCAUGGCGGUGUUGUCACCGGUUACUUCCUCCAUGAUAUUUCCGUCGCCGUCCUCAGCAUACCAUCAUUCUAUCAGUUCAGUGACGACUCCCAGAACUUCGCCAGAGCCGUGCAAUCCUUCAUCGAUGGAGCAAGUGCAGCCGCUAUGUCGCGGGUGAUCAUUGACCUCCAGCAAAACUCGGGCGGUGCCAUCUUCCUGGCGAUAGACACUUUCAAACGUUUUUUCCCCAAUAUCGAACCUUUCGCUGGUAGUAGAAGACGAAGCCAUCCGCUUGCAGAUGAGUUGGGUGAAGUAUCUACAAAUUGGUGGGGGACUCUCGAUCGGAAUGACCCCGCGACCGAAAUUUAUCUUCAGCAUGCGCGGGAUGAAUGGGUGAUUACGAAUCGGCUGAACGCAGAAACAGACAAGACAUUUAGUUCUUGGUCUGAGUAUUACGGCCCACGGUCAUUCAAUGGUGAUGCAUUUUCUGAAAUCGAGCGAUACAACCUCUCGGAUUACAGCUUCGAUUUGUCCGCCUUUGGUGACGUACCGUAUAGUUACAAUAGCAGCGACAAACCCCCAAGCUCUGGAGAAUGGCUGCCCGAGGACAUCGUCAUUCUUACCGACGGCCUUUGUUCAUCUGCAUGUUCUCUGUUUGUGGAGAUGAUGAAGACGCAAGCCGGCGUGCAUACAAUUGUGAUGGGCGGCCGCCCCGAAGUCGGCCCCAUGCAGUACGCCAGCGGUAGUCGCGGGGCCAGAGACUACUCUACGUACGAACUGGGCAAAGAUUUCGAAUUCGCCAGUUCAAAGACGGACAAUACUACAACCAUCCUCCCACAGGCUUGGGAUUCCGGAAUGUUUAUCCUUUACGCCGGCUUCAACCUUCGAGAUCAGAUCCGGGAAAAUGGAACAGUCCCCUUGCAGUUCCUCUACGAACCUGCAAACUGCCGACUCUAUUACACGGUGGACAACAUAUACAACAUGUCGCAGCUGUGGCAAGAUGUAGCAACAGCAGCUUGGAACGACAGCUCGAUGUGUGUGCAGGGAUCCGUGAAUCUUUCCUCCUCAGACUUCAACUUCACCGUCUCUGCACAAUCCAUCCUUGACGAACUCUCUAUCGAAAUGCCAAAUAUGGACCCAGAUGAUUUCGAUGCUACCCCAAGCCUAUCCAUCACUGACGCGAAGGCCAGGGACCUCACGCCCAAACUGCAGAAUUCGCCCUGCCAAAAGAACAUAGCCAAUCAGAGACGCUCGUUCUAUAGGAACUAUAAGAUCUAG
Molecule: messenger RNA, 2253 nt
Organism: Lasiodiplodia theobromae
Lineage: Eukaryota; Fungi; Ascomycota; Dothideomycetes; Botryosphaeriales; Botryosphaeriaceae
Product: Peptidase s41 family protein
Exons: 6
Coding region: 1-2253 (750 amino acids)
Biological process (GO): proteolysis
Molecular function (GO): serine-type peptidase activity
Source: RefSeq, a predicted model, not a curated record